Poecilia reticulata (guppy) is the source of this 2824-nucleotide messenger RNA. RefSeq names its product cell adhesion molecule 1a (gene cadm1a). Gene Ontology annotation, molecular function: signaling receptor binding. Gene Ontology annotation, biological process: cell recognition; detection of stimulus; homophilic cell-cell adhesion. Gene Ontology annotation, cellular component: synapse; neuron projection; plasma membrane. The record is from RefSeq and is a predicted model, not a curated record. Lineage: Eukaryota; Metazoa; Chordata; Actinopteri; Cyprinodontiformes; Poeciliidae.
AGCGCGUCCAUGUCAAGCAGCUGGGAACAGGAGGCUGUGUGGAAGCUAGAACCUCCCUCCUUGUCCGCAUCUCAUUAAGCGAGUCCCGCUGUAGGUGAAGCUGCCUCGCGCUGUCAUUCUGAAGCAGGUGUCCAACAUGGCGAACGCUCGCAGCGGCUCUCUGGCGACUAUUCUCUUUCUCUUCGCGUUUCCAGCGGCUCUUCACAAAGGAGCUGCACAGGAACCAGUGGUGAGUCAGAACCUGGUGACGGACGACGUGGCUGUGGUGGAGGGAGAGACGGCGAUCAUCAGCUGUCGGGUGAAGAACAACGACGACUCCGUUAUCCAGCUGCUCAACCCCAACAGACAGACCAUUUACUUCAGAGACAUGAGACCUCUGAAAGACGCGCGCUUUCAGCUGGUGAACUUCUCAGACAACGAGCUGCGGGUGUCGCUGUCUAACGUCUCGCUGUCAGACGAGGGUCGAUAUGUUUGCCAGCUCUACACAGACCCCCCGCAGGAAGCCUACGCCGACAUCACAGUGCUAAUUCCUCCAGGUAACCCCGUCAUCGAGGCCAAGGAUGAGGUGCUGAGCGAGGGAAACGAGACAGAGAUGACCUGCACCGCCAUGAGCAGCAAGCCUGCAGCCACCAUCAGAUGGAUGAAGGGAGAUAAGGAGCUGAAAGGCAAACCCAAAGUGGARCUGAGCUACGAUAAGAUGUACACCGUGACGAGCCGGGUGACGUUCGCCGUCAGUAAGGAGGACGACGGCGUCCCGGUCAUCUGCAUCGUGGACCAUCCUGCGGUCAAGGACUUCCUGGCGCGCAAAUUCCUGGAGGUGCAAUACAAACCAGAGGUGAAGAUCGUGGUGGAAUUUCCUCAGGGUUUGACAAGAGAAGGAGAAAACCUGGAGCUGACGUGUCAAGCCAAAGGCAAACCAAAGCCACAGCGGGUCAACUGGCUGAAGGUGGAUGACGACGUCCCGUCCCACGCAGUCAUCACCGGCGGCGAUCUCUACAUCGAGAAUCUGAACAAGUCGUACAACGGGACGUACCGGUGUGUGGCGUCCAACCCGCUGGGCGAGUCCUUCGACGACUACGUCCUCUACGUCUACGAUGCUCCCACCACCACCCCUAAACCCACCACAGCCACCAUCACUACCACCUCCACCAUCACCACCUCCACCCCGAACCCUGCAGCCAGUCAAGACACUGUGCCCAGCGCUGAACCUGCAGCUCAUGACUCUCGAGCUGGAGAAGGCACACCGAGGACGGUGGACCACGCCGUCAUUGGAGGAGUGGUGGCCGUGGUCGUCUUCGCCAUGCUCUGCCUGCUCAUCGUCUUGGGACGCUACUUUGCAAGACACAAAGGUACCUACUUCACGCACGAAGCCAAAGGUGCAGACGACGCGGCGGACGCAGACACAGCCAUCAUCAAUGCAGAGGGCGGCCACACCAACUCGGACGAAAAGAAGGAGUAUUACAUCUAACCCGAACCGGGGGGACCCCCGCCCCCGCCCUCGCUCGGGUGUCGUCGCUGGCACGCCGAGCCGCUUUCCCGGGGAUGGGGCAGGGGGGUUGUUUUUGACGGAUUCAGAUCGCUUUUUGGUGAAAGGGAUGGAGGAGUGAUUUUGAAGGAAAGGCCUGGUUUUACGCCGUCGUUUAGUCUAGUCUGCAGAUGUAGAUGGAAUGUUAUUUGUGUUUAAGAUAAAAAAGAUAAAAUUUAAAAAAAUUAAAAGCGAGUCGGGGGGUGGGGAGUGGGUGGGUGUGGGUGGGGGCGCCAGAUGUUGCCAGAAAUCACUGUAGAGAGCUUCACCAUUUAACACCUCCCUAACUGCUGGUACGAAGUUUAUCUUUUAGUUCCACCAUUUGCAGAAAAUUCUGUGCCUUGUUCUGAAUUUUUUUGUUCUCUCCACACUCUACAUCCAUGCUGAUCGUCAUUUGCAUAACCUCGUUGCUCUUUUUUCCCCUUUUUCAUCUUUUCUUCCCCCCCCCCAACACUUGUUAUUAUCAGCGUGCUGUCGGCUUUUGUAUGAGGGUAAAAUUACACAGCCACUUUAUUCAUUUCUCUAAAUGUGUCUGCACACGCGCGCUCUACUCCUCUCCUGCAUAACAAACACUCUUUCAAGUAUACUGUGAUUUGUCUCAAGCCAUUUCCUCUCUCUUUUUCCUCUGAGGUUCUGAAGACGUAAUGCAUGGAGUGCUUUGUGUGUCACUGUACGGACAGCCUAAACCAGACGYAGGUUUGUUUUUAUUGAACUCCCCCACCAACAACACCUAGAAGUACAGGUAGAAGCAAGGAUGCAAAGGUUUAUGGGUCAUUUUGCCUCUCCUCCUAAUUUCUGUUGCCUCUGGAAACAAACAAAUUCAUACAUUUUGUUGGUAAACUGGUUGAAUCUCAUGCAAACUUUAAUUUAUUUGUAUAUAACUGUGUAUUAAACCGUCAUUUAUUUAUUUUUAUGCUACAAUUGAUUCUGAUCCUUCAUUAAAUCAAAAUAACAUUAAGCGACCUCCAGAUUGUAGAUAUUAUUAACUACAGACUUACUGUGUCUCCCCACCUGAUAGUCUGGUAGACUCGGCUCGAUUGGGGAUAAAAGUUGCACGUUUGUUUCACUUUCAAACUGCUUUGAGUCAAACCAACCAAACCCUUUGAGCAACACGUUCCCCUCCUUACCUGCAGGGGCGCUGCACUGGAGGAAAUGACAUAAAAACGACACUGAGCGCAACUUYCYUCUUCAUCAGACAGCAUAAAAAUGGAGUGUCAUCGGGUUUUAGCGGUUGGAGGAUUUGUGUUUUAUCUUUGGGCAAAAACCACGAGCCAUUUCUUUCACUUAGGCUAACAUGUU